AUGGAUUGUAUAGCAAUGAAAUGGGGAGGUGGCAAUGCUGUUCAGAUUGUGCAACGAUACCACUUUGCAUCUCAUUUGAAAAGAAUGUCAGUUGUCGUCCGUGUUGAGGAGCAGUUCUUUGCUUUUGUGAAGGGUGCACCGGAAACCAUUCAGGAAAGACUUAUUGACAUACCUUCAUCAUAUGUCCAAAUUUACAAGAAAUACACACGUCAAGGAUCUCGUGUUCUGGCCUUGGCUUUCAAGUCCCUUCCCGAAAUGACAGUUAGUGAAGCUAGAAGCAUGGACAGAGAAAUGGUGGAGAGUGGGCUUACAUUUGCUGGUUUUGCGGUGUUUAAUUGCCCUAUUAGAGGCGACUCGGCCAAUGUGUUGUCCGAACUUAAAGGAUCAUCACAUGACUUGGUGAUGAUAACAGGUGAUCAAGCUUUGACGGCUUGCCAUGUUGCUGGUCAAGUUCAUAUUGUUUCAAAACCUGUGCUGAUUCUUAGCCCGGCAAAGAAUAGAGAAGGAUACGAGUGGGUUUCACCAGAUGAGACUCAGAUUAUUAGCUAUAGUGACAAAGAUGUUGAGGCUUUAGCAGAAGCUCAUGAUCUCUGUGUAGGAGGUGACUGCAUUGCUAUGUUGCAGCAGACUUCAGCUGUUCUUAAAGUCAUUCCAUAUGUGAAGGUUUUCGCAAGGGUUGCUCCUGAACAAAAAGAGCUCAUCAUGACCACUUUUAAGGCAGUAGGUAGGAUGACACUUAUGUGCGGUGAUGGAACUAAUGAUGUUGGAGCUUUGAAGCAGGCUCACGCAGGAGUAGCUCUGCUGAAUGCAAUGCCUCCUACUCGAGGUGAAAAAUCUUCAUCCGAAUCAUCAUCUAAGAAUGAAACUGCAAAACCUGCUAAAUUAAAGAAACUCAAGCACACAAAAGAAGCAGGGAAAGCCCUUGAUAUAAAUGGAGAAGAGCCUUCAAAGAGCAGAGCUCUUGCAAGGUCAGAAUCAACUAGCCACACAGCUAGUAAUCGCCGUCUGACAGCUGCAGAGAUGCAACAGCAGAAGCUGAGAAAGCUUAUGGAUGAGCUAAACGAGGAGGGUGAUGGUCGCUCAGCUCCCAUUGUUAAGCUCGGGGACGCCUCAAUGGCAUCACCAUUCACGGCAAAGCAUGCAUCAGUUGCCCCUACCAUUGACAUAAUUCGUCAGGGUCGUAGUACUCUGGUGACUACUCUCCAAAUGUUCAAGAUACUUGGACUUAACUGUCUUGCAACCGCCUACGUCCUGAGUGUGAUGUACUUGGAUGGUGUCAAAUUGGGUGAUGUUCAAGCUACAAUCAGUGGGGUUUUUACCGCUGCCUUCUUUCUAUUUAUCUCACAUGCUCGCCCUCUCCCUACACUUUCGGCUGAACGGCCCCAUCCCAAUAUUUUCUGCUCCUAUGUCUUCCUCUCUCUCCUGGGACAGUUUGCCCUCCACCUUUUUUUCUUGGUUUCUUCUGUGAGAGAGGCUGAGAAAUACAUGCCAGAUGAAUGUAUUGAGCCAGACUCUCAUUUCCACCCAAACCUGGUUAACACAGUUUCUUACAUGGUGAACAUGAUGAUCCAGGUGGCUACUUUUGCUGUGAACUACAUGGGCCAUCCUUUCAAUCAGAGCAUCUUAGAAAACAAACCAUUUUUGUAUGCCCUGUCGGCAGCCAUUGGUUUCUUCACGGUUGUCACCUCUGAUUUAUUCAGGGACUUGAAUGACUGGUUAAAGUUGGUCCCUUUGCCGACAGCUUUGAGAGACAAGCUCAUGCUUUGGGCAUUUCUAAUGUUCCUGGGCUGCUACCUGUGGGAAAGGUCCUUGAGAUGGGUUUUUCCCGGUAAGAUGCCAGAUUGGAAGAAGCAGCAACAGCUGGCUGCAACCAACCUAGAAAAGAAGAAGCGUAUCUGA
Ilex paraguariensis (yerba mate) is the source of this 1899-nucleotide messenger RNA. Lineage: Eukaryota; Viridiplantae; Streptophyta; Magnoliopsida; Aquifoliales; Aquifoliaceae. The record is from the annotation of a GenBank genome assembly.